This is a messenger RNA of Magallana angulata, 2646 nucleotides long. Its product is annotated as XK-related protein 6-like. NCBI's taxonomy places the organism in Eukaryota, Metazoa, Mollusca, Bivalvia, Ostreida, Ostreidae. Gene Ontology annotation, biological process: apoptotic process involved in development; engulfment of apoptotic cell; phosphatidylserine exposure on apoptotic cell surface. The coding region runs from base 125 to 1285 and encodes 386 amino acids. The record is from RefSeq and is a predicted model, not a curated record. The transcript has 5 exons. Gene Ontology annotation, cellular component: plasma membrane.
CACCUUGCCCGUGUUAAAUGUUAUCUUUGUAAAACUGUAGCCUAAACAAUGGUCCACUUCAUAUAAGGGAAUGCGAAACCGAAAGAACAUAGGUUGUUAUAUUUAAAUUUUACAUACCUUAACUAUGAAAAAGUUACGAAGGAAACAGAAAUGUGGCUCCGAUGAAGAUGAAGUGGACAGUUGUGUUGGUAUUCGCAUUGACCGGGACAAGAAAAACUUGGCUAAACAACCUGAAAGUGUAUUAAAGGUGGAUUGUGUGAAUGACACCGAAAGUGAACAUAAUAAAACAUGUACAGAGAAGAACGAGCAUACAGAAAAUUUACUAAGAAAUAAUAUAGGAAAUCGAAAUGAAAUUCCAGGGUUCCAGGAUAAAAGAUCGGAGUACCAUCAACGGUACCCAUUUACAAUUCUACUAUUUAUAGGUUCUAUCGCGUCUUUAUUACUCUUUGUCAUCGAUGUUGCUUUUGAUAUUUUACUUGCGAUGGAGUACAGAGACGAUGGGAGAAUCUUGGAAUGUGCGCUGACAGCAUCAGUGGUAAUAGUGUCAUUUCUAGUGACCGGAACAUUGAGCACUAUAUGGUAUAUCCAAGAUGUUGAUGGACCCAAGUAUCGAAUGAACAAGACACUUUUUUUGUUUCUGGCUUACCCUUUUUCAGUUAUUAUAAGAACACUUUCUUAUGUAAAACAUGGAUGUUUAAGUCGUAAAUUACAUUCAGAAGAAAAGAAAAGCUUCAAGCACUAUCAACAAAUGAUCAAAGAGGACCGGGAUGCAAGUCUUCUGAGGAUGUUUGACGCUUUCAUCGAAUCUGUGCCCCAAUUAAUCAUCCAGAUUUAUAUUGCAUUGCAACACAAAGCCGAAGAGUCGUUGUAUCUGGAAAUCCUACGAUCCAUUACGAUUGCUUCAUCCCUUGCUAGUUUGUCUUGGUCUGUGACGUCAUACUAUAGAAAUCUGAGAAUAUUCCAUGCAAUUUCCGGUUUGAAGGCCAAUUCGAUAUGUGGAGCUGUUGGGUAUUUCCUUUGGCGCGUGUUUGAAAUCGGACCAAGAAUCACGGCCAUUGUUAUGCUUCUGUCCGUCGAUAGCCACGGCCUCUACAUCAUUUUUGGAUCAAUUGUUAUUUUCCCAUGCAUCGUUGCUGCACUCAUUCUUGUGGUGGCCAUUAUUGUGAUCAUCACCUGUAGAAAGUUGAAGGCAAAAGGUAUAAAGAUGCAACUGUUGUCUGAACAAGGAAACCAAACCAAAAAGAAACCACUGAAUAACACAUGGCUGGAUGGCAUGACGCAGUGAUGUAACCUAUUUGUUUCAUUACUGCGUCACUCUGUACCUCAUCGAUGGUUUACUUCUCGGUAUAAUUGUCAGGGAAGCAAUAGCUUUUACAUCUACUUAAUGUAUUUAAAUCUCCUGGCAUGCUAUUAAAACGUUCAUAGCAAAAAUUUAAAUUCAGUUUUAAAGUUAGCAAAUACAUUAUAUUUGUCUGUAAUUUCUGAAGGACAUUUGAUCAUUCGGUGGUUUGCUUUUUUUCUGCCUGAAUUCUUCGAAAAUUAAAGUAAACAACGCGACUUUAUCAUUAAAAUAUGUAUACAAGACAGCAACUCUUUUUUGGGUAUACAAAGUCUUUUAAACGUGCAGGAUUUUAUUUCCCUGUGACGCCAAACAUUUUGUCAAUAUAAACUGGAUAGCUGCAAUUGAAAAUGAGAUAUCAAAAGACCAGUGUGUCCAACGUUGUCCAAGGAUGUAAAUAGUUCUUCCAAAUGUAAUGUUAAGAACAUUUUAAAACCUGAUAUAGGCUUUGAGAAGUUUAUUAAAGAGACAUGGUUACAAUUUUGGUGUUUUUUUUUUCCCAUUGUAGUGUUUACAAUGCUUUAGUAGGGCAUUUUUAAUAGGCAACCAAAAUUUGAGUGUCAUUCCCUGAGUUAUAAGCGAGUUACAGAGCUUACAAUUCUGUACUAUGUAAACACAGUUUUUGUUAACAUUUUAAAUGUUGAUGUGAAAAUUCUUGAUUCUAUGCUUGAAAUGAAUGUGUUAAACGUUAGGAACUGUUUAUUUAUACUUAGAAUAAACAAGAAGCCAUGUAUUUUGCUUAUAACUCUAUGGCUGACUCUAAAAUUUUAUUUCAUCAUUUGAAAUACAUUCCUUAAGCAUUGUGAAUAAUUAAAACAAAACAAAAUUUGACCAGAAUCAUGACCAUGUCCCUUUAAUAUUUUAUCUGUAAAGUUAAAAAAAAAAGACUUAACAAAAAUCAACAAAUUUCCAACCCAUUGUUUUCCUGCAGAGGGUUUGGAAUUUCAUUACAUUUGAGAAUUUCCAGUUUAGAAGAAAUGAAAAAAAAACCAGAACAUGAGAUAUGUUACAAAUGGUUACACAUAUAUUACUUUUGGGUUUUUUCCUUGUGUGUAUGUACCUCUGACGAUUUUUAUCUAUGUUUAUUUUGUAGAAUUGUUCCUCUUGUACCAAUAAAUUUGGUUUGAACGAAUAAAUUAAACUUGUCAAUGACAAUUUUGUUGUUUUAAGCUAUUGAAACGUGCAAACGUCAUCUCCAGCAGGGGGUGGUGUUCCUUGUAAAUACAAAGCGAUUUUUCUCGGAAAUCUAUAAUGAGUUAUCUUGAAGAACAUUUCAAUUUAAAUAGCUUUCAAGUACACUUUAAAAA